Messenger RNA from Myotis lucifugus (little brown bat), 1092 nucleotides. Its product is annotated as 60S ribosomal protein L23a-like. The record is from RefSeq and is a predicted model, not a curated record. The transcript has 2 exons. The coding region runs from base 432 to 1031 and encodes 199 amino acids. Lineage: Eukaryota; Metazoa; Chordata; Mammalia; Chiroptera; Vespertilionidae. Gene Ontology annotation, cellular component: ribosome; cytosolic large ribosomal subunit. Gene Ontology annotation, molecular function: rRNA binding; structural constituent of ribosome. Gene Ontology annotation, biological process: ribosomal large subunit assembly; translation.
CUAUGCUUAUCUAGUAUUAAACUUAAAAAACGGAUGUCUUUCCAUCUUUAUCCUGUUACAGCGAUUUUAUAUAUUACCUAAGGAAUAACAUGUGUUAAAUAUGAACACGUGGACUUAUUUAAGUAGAUAUUUGAAAAGAAGGAGUUUUACUAAUAUGGAAAAAGACUGUGAUCUGGAAUGGUCUUUAGAGAUCAUCCAAGACUCUUGGAUAUGUGUUUAAUAGAAGAGGGAAAGUAUGGUUCCUUUCCAAACCUAUAAAUUUCACCAUUGUUUUACUUUAGUGAACACUUAAUUGCUGUAACAAGACCAAGAGGCACAUUAGGAAAGAAUGAAUUACAGGAAGAGCUACCAUCCCUGACAAAAGCCUUUAACCUCCCCUCCUUAUAGGUGAUCUCAGUUUAGCCUCUGAAAGCUUUGACCAUUGGCAGAAUAUGAACAAGAAUGAGCCAAUCUUCCAUCUCCUUCUGUUUUGCAGCUCUAAUUGCUCUUAUCAAGCCCUGCAAGGUCCUCAGCCCUGUUGCUGUCUACUGCAGUCUGCCAGUAGGGCCCAGGUACGCCAAGGGAUGGCGCUGAAAGCUAAGAAGGAAGCCCCUGCCCCUCCCAAAGCCGAAGUCAAAGCAAAGGCUUUGAAGGCAAAGAAAGCAGUGUUGAAAGGCGUCUACAGCCACACAAAAAAGAAGAUCCGCAUGUCACCCAUCUUCCGAUGGCUGAAGACACUAAGGCUUUGGAGGCAGCUUAAAUAUUCUUGGAAGAGCGCACCCAGGAGAAAUAUGCUUGACCACUAUGCCAUCAUCAAAUUCCCCCUGACUACCGAGUCAGCCAUGAAGAUGAUAGAAGACAAUACACUAGUGUUCAUUGUGGAUGUCAGGGCCAACAAGCACCAUAUCAAACAGGCUAUGAAGAAGCUCUAUGACAUUGACAUGGCCAACGUCAACACCCUGAUCAGGCCUGAUGGUGAGAAGAAGGCUUAUGUUCGACUGGCUCCUGACUAUGAUGCUUUGGAUGUUGCCAAAAAAAUUGGAAUAAUCUAAACUGAGUCCAGCUGCCUAAUUCUAAAUAUAAAAAUUUUACACUGUAAAAAAAAAAAAAAAA